AUGGUGGGGAAAAAGCGCCGCUCAACGAAAACGCUCGAAUCUUUGUCGACGACUCCAUCCGAUGGUGUCAACGGAGAGAAAUCUGAAUGUGUCGAUGAAUCGUAUUCCAGUCUUUUGCAUCCCCGACCCCUCGCAACAGUUUCAUGGAGUACAUCUUUUUGGGUUGCUCUCGUUUUUAGCUAUCUAAUCAUUCUGUUCCUCAUCUCUAACUGGGCGAGCUCUCAGUUGCCAAAUCCCUCCGUUUGUUCCGUGGCUGCUCCCGCCGUAGAUCCGUCCCCGAAAUCCCACCAUAAGUGGCUGAAGGCCUGGAAAGCUUCUCCCGUGGUCAAGGGUUGGAAAGGAGCCCGCAGCUUUACUCGCUUUGUAUUACGACGCAAGUCCAAAACAACUCCCUUGUCUGCUCUUAACAGUAGAUACAAUUCGAUCGCCAUUCCACAGGCUUCCACGUCGCCUCCAAAAAUAUCGAGCUUGGAACAGCAGCUUUUGACCGAGCUGGCUACUCGUGUGCACCAGAAAUGUCCGGAUGUGCUUGAUCGAGCCAAAAAAGUGCCCUGGGGCGGGCAUGGUGAUGCCUCUUGGUGGUUUCCGGUAGGAAAUCAUACAAAACCUAAAUCAUUGACACCGCUCGGACAAAAAGACGGGGGCUUUCUUUUAUACGGCCACUACAGGAUCUUGUCCAAGUCCCUGCGAAAUCCUCGCGAUCUUUCCUUCACCCACUUUCCUUUCCGUUUAUGCAAAACGGGGUGUCCCGCCGAGCAAGGCGUACUGCACACUUUGCAAUGGCGUGAAACGUACCGACCUUGGAUGAUGUCACCGUCAGGCAUUUCGGAGAACCGUAUUGGAUGGGUAUACACGAGAGGAUUCGCCAAGGCCUCGCCCCAGAAUUCUCGCUAUGGUCGUCAUGCCAUGAUUUGGGUCCGUCCCGGGAUGCACCAAACUGUUGAUGGCAUGGCUUAUUUUCGUGUAAUUCUCAACACAGUUGACGCAGCCAUUGCCGCCGCGCUCCGCGAUUCCCACGGGCGUGUCGGCAAGUUUAAUGCGGUCAUCGAUGCCACCAAUUACGAGUGGUCAAAAAUGCCAAACAUUGCACACAUUAAACAGCACGUCACUAUGCUCCAGGAUCAUUACCCGGACCGGCUUGGAGUGCUACUUUUGAUCAAUCUCUCGCGAUCGGCCGAGUUUUUCGUCAAUAUUGUCAAAAAUUUAUUGACCAAAGAAGUCAGAGAAAAGAUCAUGGUGUUGCCGCAUAAUAAAGAAAAGGCUCUUGCUCAGUUGGGCGCGGUAGUUGAAAAUGAAUACAUACCAGACUGGCUAGGCGGGCCAGACAGAUUCCGAUUUGAUGGUUUACAUUACUAUGCAAAACAGCAACGCAUGAGUGAAGUUGAUAGCCGCUCCUUCCUUGUCGCUAUGCCCUACCACGCAAAUUAAGUAUGAAGCACAAAAACCAUGUAAAAUAUGAAAACAAAGCUCUAUUAUAUUAC
Molecule: messenger RNA, 1481 nt
Organism: Phaeodactylum tricornutum CCAP 1055/1
Lineage: Eukaryota; Bacillariophyta; Bacillariophyceae; Surirellales; Neidiaceae
Exons: 1
Coding region: 1-1428 (475 amino acids)
Molecular function (GO): phosphatidylinositol transfer activity
Source: RefSeq, a predicted model, not a curated record